CUACACAUAUGAGGAUGAAGAGGGUGUGUUUCCAGAAAGCCAGUUUGUCUUUGAUUUGGAACUUCCUUUGGAGUUUAAGCCCAUAAUAGGGGAUGGAGAGGUGCAGGAGUUUUACCUCCUCCCCAUAGAUAAGGUGAAGGAACUGCUGGCCACUGAUGACUUCAAACCCAACUCUGCCAUGGUAGUCUUGGACUUUCUCAUAAGACACUCGUACAUUGACCCUGACACAGAGCCGUACUAUCAGGACUUUGUGACAGGACUCCACCAGAUAUUAUAGAAAGAAGAUGAAGAUUAAACUCACUGUGCCUGAGGCACCAUAUGUCAUGUGGUGCCAACAUUGUUGUUCACAUUUACAGUUGCAAGAAACAUCAUAAAAAUGUGAACUUUUCUUUAGUGUUUCUUUAGAAACACUAAAGAAAAGUCAUACACUUUAUUGUACAACAUGUUAAUAUUAAAUAUAGUGAGUUAUUAUAUUUCACAGGUGUUUUUCAUGCAGUUUUGUUCAGUGGGCUCAGCCUGAUAACUGCAGGUGAGUGGUUCAGAGGAUGGCUGAACCACAUGAGUGCUGGAUUUAAGAAUGACAUGUAAGAGUUAUCAUGCACAACACUUUGCAGGUGUCAUGCAGACCUCAGAGUAAAUAUGCUCUGUAUUAUCUCUAGUCAUAGUACGACCUUUUAAGUUCAAAGUGCAAUAUCAGUUUCUGCACUUCAACCCAUUAAAUGCAGUAAUCAUACUUGAUUCAAAUCUAGUCAUCUCCUUAUAUACUGCAAGUCUAUAGGAUAAAAAUAUAGAGAAGAAAAAUAUGUUAUGUUAUUCUUUUGAGUAUGUAGAGCUCAAAGAGAAGAUAAGCAACCUCAUUAGAGUAAAGCACACAUGGAUAUUUGCUGUGUAGGCGGGUGGUUUGUGGGAUCCAGCACUGGUCACAUAAACCUGACAGAGCGUGGAGCUGUGUUUGGUACUGCUGAAAAACUGUGUACACAGUGAUAUAUACGACAAUAUACACAUAUAACACUCCAAAAGAAGAAUGUUUUGAGAUUCCUCACAGCAAUAAAGUGGAACUUGCGAGUUCAUCUUUAUUUAUUGGUGCUUUCUGUUGUAAAAUCUUAAGAGUGUUCACUGGACCAGUCUUCAUCACAGGUUUUUCUACAGUUGCUCGUGACACUUGCACAGUAACGAAGAACAACUUUGGACCAGUCCUUCUGCGAGGUGUUUCAGUUCAUCAACAGUUAUGGAAUAUCUUGAUUAUAAAAUAUCAUCGCAUCAUGCUACACCACCUCAUGUGGGUUAAGCACAGGCCUCCCUGAUUUUUUUUUUGAACAAUUCUGAUAUUAAUUUACAUCCAUGCUUUGGGUAAUUUAUCUUAUUUCAUCAAACUGUCCUAAGAUUCAACUUGUGAAUCGCUCGCUAGAUCCAGUGCAAAUAAUCAGACUCAUUGAUUCAAUUUAUUGUUCCUUUAAUGACUGUAAAGCCUCAGAUGUACUUCCACUUGCAUGCCCACUAGUGUCAGACUUUAAAGUAAUGACUCCUCGGGGUCUCCAGUUGUCUGUGUCCACAAUGGAAUAUAUUUGAGGAUGAAGAGAUCAGGCGUUGAUCCCAAAACAUGCUUCCUCCACCAUAUGUCAGUGUUGGGAUGAGGUUUGAUGUGCAGUGCAUUGUUUUUGAAAAAACAGCAACAGUCAUUUUAUCCGCUGAACUGCUAAACUGUAAGGUUUUUAGAAUGGCUUUCAUAACCUUCUCCAGCCUCUCUGCAUCUCUCUGCAUCUAAAGCCCUUAAAUGUGGGGCUCACACACACUUACAUCAUAAGUCUGCCAAGUGUUGGCCAGUAAUUACACUGUGGUUUUUAUGUUAUUUUUCCUUUGUGAGGCAAAAACUAGACUCAUUGCUUAUCUGGAAUACUUGAAUAUUAUAACAGUUGAAUGUUUGCAGUAUGGAGUUGGGAUUAAACUUGGCUAUUGAUGAGGUUAUAGCAUCGAUGGGGAAUAUGUUCCUGUUAUACGUUUGCAGACACAUGGACAUCUACACAGACCAUCAUGCUCACCAUCUUGAGCCAAGACUUGGACACUCUUAAGUGGGUAAGAGGACAAAACACAUGAGAAGUGACACACACAGCAGAUUUGGUCAUUCUCAAAUGUAUUUCCUUUAGAAAACUUUACAAAAGACUACUGGAUAUAAAAGAAUAUUUUGCUUACAAAUAACCAAUCCUAUAGAAGAUCCUUGCAUUUUGCAUUUCAGAAUUUGGACAUUGUGUGUUUUUAUAUGACACAGACAUUUGAAGCUAUGUGCAAAUAAUACAAAAGUAAGCUGAUGGAAUAUCCCAUAGUUAAAAUAGCAUACAAUGGAAUGCAGAGCAGGAAAGAAAAACAAAACAUAUAGGUACACUAUAAAUGUUCAAACUUGUACUUAAAUAAUGAGUUACAUAUUAGCCUCACAACAUGCUUUAAAGUAGCAUAAUGUAAAUUUCCAGAGCCCUAAUUCCAUCAGUACAACACAAAGAUAUUAGAAGAGAAACACUGUUCUUUACCAAGUGUGUCCAGUCUUAAAAGCCUUCUAGUUACAGUCUAACUGUAGCACUGAUGGAAUUAGUGUUGUAGAAAUUGUACAUUAUAUUAACUCUUCAAGACAGCAGGUGAACAAGACCGGAUCAGAAACAUGGAGGUGUCGCAUUAAAACUGGAACUGCUCGACUCGAACACAAUCCUUUCUUCUAUAAACAUCCACUCCUCUGUGUCAGAGGUACACCGAGGCCUCUUUAAUAUCUGACAGUUAACAAAAACUCUGUUCAGGAUCAUUUGCCUUUGUUAGCGCUUCUAUAGCCAACUACAUACAGUGUUAGACAGUCCACAUCAGUUUAAUGACUUGAAAAACAAAAUCGAGCAAUCAAAUUUUGAAAAGUUGUACAAAACACUGGUAAUUUAAUCUUACACACAAGGUCUGGCAUCACACAAAGUCCUUGUUUUGAAAGAGAAGCGCAGACUUUUAUUUU
Molecule: messenger RNA, 2983 nt
Organism: Haplochromis burtoni (Burton's mouthbrooder)
Lineage: Eukaryota; Metazoa; Chordata; Actinopteri; Cichliformes; Cichlidae
Product: nudix hydrolase 20, chloroplastic
Molecular function (GO): 8-oxo-dGDP phosphatase activity
Source: RefSeq, a predicted model, not a curated record